CAGAAUGGAGUCAUUAAACCAAUCCGGGUGGGUGGGGACAAUCCCAGGGGAUUAUAACUCCUCCUCCUUUGGACUGGGAUUUUCAGGAAGUCCAGUUGGGAAUUACACUGGCAAUGUGUCCGAUCAAAGCAUGCCGUUUCAAGGGAGCAGCACGAUGGUUACUGCGGUCAUAUCAUUCACCGUGUUCAUCGUUGGACUCACUGGCAACACUUUGGCUAUCUACGUAGUUUUGCGCUAUUCUAAAAUGAAAACAGUUACAAACAUUUACAUUUUAAACUUGGCUGUGGCCGAUGAGCUGUAUAUUUUGGGCCUUCCGUUCCUUACGACGCAAAACGUACUUUCCUACUGGCCGUUUGGCUCAUUCCUGUGUCGCGUCGUCAUGACGGCAGACUCGUUAAAUCAAUUCACAAGCAUCUUCUGUUUGACAGUGAUGAGUAUUGAUCGCUAUUUAGCAGUAGUGCAUCCU
Sinocyclocheilus rhinocerous is the source of this 466-nucleotide messenger RNA. Its product is annotated as somatostatin-like receptor F_48D10.1. The record is from RefSeq and is a predicted model, not a curated record. Lineage: Eukaryota; Metazoa; Chordata; Actinopteri; Cypriniformes; Cyprinidae. Gene Ontology annotation, cellular component: neuron projection; plasma membrane. Gene Ontology annotation, biological process: cellular response to glucocorticoid stimulus; neuropeptide signaling pathway; regulation of insulin secretion. The transcript has a single exon. Gene Ontology annotation, molecular function: somatostatin receptor activity; G protein-coupled opioid receptor activity; neuropeptide binding. The annotation marks the transcript as partial.